CCACAUCACCUAUCAACAUAUCAAUGACAAACGUCAUUUGUCAAGUCAAGUAAUCAAAACAUAAAAAAUAAUUAUAUUUGUUGUCAUGGACAUGUAACGUCACUUGAUAACAGUUAAACGUCAAAUUGAACAGACAAACAGCAUCUGGGCAAAGUGUAUUGUCACGUAAAUGUACAAGUGAUGCGGAAGUUAUUCUGUUUGUUCACUCUACGUGAUCAAUCAGAAUACAUUUAUGGAUAACGAUAACUCUACAUUACAUUGGAAUUCUACUUAUUCAUCAUUUUUCUGUUUGGCUCAUUAUUUCCUGAAUGAUAUGAAUACUUGAGUACCUUAUAGAUCUAGAGUAGUGAAUUAUAGUAUUGUUUGUGCAAAACACGAAGUAUUAUUAAUAUCUUCCAAAAUGCCUCUCAUAACAAGAAAACAAAUUCUACCUAUAUUAAAAAAUAACAUAAUAUGCCAAAGGGUCUGUGUGUCUCAAUUCAGUGAGAAGUCCUCAGAUAAAGAUUAUCAAUAUCUUCAAUUCAGUAAGAUACCUACUUAUCAUUUUCAAAAAUCACUUCCUCGACUACCAAUCCCCAAAUUGAGUGCCACCUGUGACAGAUAUCUAGCUGCUCAAAGGCCUUUACUGAUCGAUGAAGGUUUUAGAAAAACAGAAUUUAAUGUUAAGCGGUUUUGUGCAUCAACUGGUCAACAGUUACAGAAAUAUUUACAAGAUUAUGACAAAGCUAACAAACAUACAAGUUAUAUUUCUAAAAUGUGGUUUGAUAUGUAUUUGAGAGAUAGGCAACCUUUACCUUUGAAUUAUAAUCCAAUAAUCGUUCUACACAACUACUUAAAUCCUGAUAUGAAUAAUCAAUUAGUGAAAGCUUCUAAUUUGAUUGUGAGCUCUUUGAGGUUCUACAAGUCUCUUGAGGCUAACAUUUUACAACCUGAAGUAUUUCAUCUGAAUCCAAAAAAGAGUGAUACAGCUCUAUUUCGAAAUAUAUGCAGUAAGUUACCUCAAGCAGUUUCUUGGCAUGGUGCCUAUAUGUUUAACGCAUAUCCUCUUGAUAUGAGUCAAUAUUCUAGUCUUUUCAAGUCAACCAGAAUUCCAGAGAUAGACAAAGACAGAUUUUAUUCAAGCCAAAACAGUACGCACAUAACUGUUCAACACAAAGGGCAUUUUUAUGUAGUUAAGGUAUUGUCAGAUACAAAUGAAAUUUUGCCAGCUGAUGUCAUCCUAACUAGAUUGAAAUUUAUACUCAAUGAUAACGUGGAUGAAGCUGAAUUUUCAAUCGGGCCAUUAACUACAUUGAAUAGAGAUAAAUGGGCUACAAUCAGACACGAAUUAGUUGGAGCUGGAAAUGAAAGUAAAAUUAAGCUAAUCGAUUCUGCCCUCUUUAAUGUUUGUUUGGACAGUGAGGAAGUGGAGGGAGACCUCAUUAAAACUACAAGACAGUUUCUACAUGCUGACUCAAACAACAGAUGGUUUGACAAAUCUUUUUCAUUAAUUAUUACUAAAGAUGGUUACGCAGGAGUUAAUUUUGAACAUGCCUGGGGUGAUGGUGUUGCCAUUUUUCGAUUCAUGCAAGAAAUACACAAGGAUUCCAACGAAAAACCACAAGUUAAUAUAGAUACGAAAACUGUUCAUGAUAAAAAUAAUGAAAUAUGUAGAUUGGAACUCAAUCUUAGUGACAAUUUAAAGAAUGAGAUUCAGAAAGCUAAGACAGAUUACAAGAAGUUGUGCUCAACACUAGACGUUAAUUACAUGACUUUUGAUGGUAUUGGCAAAAAUAUAUGUAAAAAGGCGAAAGUUAGUCCAGAUGCUGUAAUGCAGCUGUCAUUCCAGGUUGCAUAUCAUAAAUUGACUGGUAAAUUUGUACCUACAUACGAAUCUUGCAGUACAGCUGCAUUCAAACAUGGUAGGACUGAAACUAUCAGACCUUGUACCAUGGCAACGAAGGAUAUGACCCUGGCUCUAAAUUUGCAAAAGUCUAAAACGAGUCUGCAAGAACAGAGACAAUUGCUUGAAAAAUGCUCAAAAUAUCAUUCUCAAUUGACCAAAGAGGCUGCAAUGGGUCAAGGAUUUGAUAGACAUUUAUUCGCAUUGAAGCAUUUUGCUACGAAAAAGAAUUUGGAAUGUAAUAUUUUUCACGAUCCUGAGUACAAUAUGAUGAAUCAUAAUAUCCUUUCAACAAGUACUUUGAACUCUCCUGCUAUAAUGGCAGGAGGUUUCGGACCUGUGGUCAAGGAUGGUUUGGGUGUUGGUUAUAUGAUUCUGGAUGAUGCUUGUGGUGCUAUUGUUACAAAUUAUCUACCUACUGCCAAUGGAAAGGGUUUCACAGAAGCAUUGAAUGCUUCUUUCCAAGACAUAUUGAAAGUUUUGCAAUAUAAAAGCUGAAGAGUGUGUUGUUGAAUCAUUUAUGAUGUUUUACUCCAUAUUAUAUAACUGGUCUAGUGCCUUAUUAAUUUUAAGUGCUUAUUGGGUACAGUAUUUAUUUUAUACAAAUGGAUCUAAGUACAUGUUUUUUUUUUAAUGAAAUAAAAUGCAUUUAAAGCUAAA
Harmonia axyridis is the source of this 2542-nucleotide messenger RNA. It is a transcript of the gene CPT2, whose product is annotated as carnitine O-palmitoyltransferase 2, mitochondrial. Gene Ontology annotation, biological process: fatty acid beta-oxidation. Gene Ontology annotation, molecular function: carnitine O-palmitoyltransferase activity. The transcript has 7 exons. Gene Ontology annotation, cellular component: mitochondrion. NCBI's taxonomy places the organism in Eukaryota, Metazoa, Arthropoda, Insecta, Coleoptera, Coccinellidae. The record is from RefSeq and is a predicted model, not a curated record. Bases 401 to 2380 code for a protein of 659 amino acids.